UUCAUGAAUUAUUCACUUUGCACAACUGCACCUGCCUGGCUGGGGAUCAGAAGGAAAUAAGGCCAAAGUCUGAUAAAUAAAGGUGUGAUCCCUGCCUCUCCUCCCCAGCCUGGUGCCAUGGCUGACACGAUUUUUGGCAGCGGGACAGGCCAGUGGGUGUGCCCCAACGACCGGCAGCUGGCACUGCGUGCCAAGCUCCAGACAGGCUGGUCGGUGCACACGUUCCAGACUGAGAAGCAGAGGAAGAUGCAGGCUCUGAGCCCGCAGGAACUUGAGGUCAUUCUGGAAGUCAUCCGCAAGGCAGAGAAAUUGGACAUCACCGAGCAGCAGCGCAUUGGGCGCCUGGUGGAGCGGCUGGAGAACAUGAGAAAGAACGUGAUGGGGAACGGCCUCUCGCAGUGUCUGCUCUGCGGCGAACUGCUCGGGCUGCUGGGCACCACGUCGGUCUUUUGUCAGGAUUGCAAAAAGAAAGUUUGCACCAAGUGUGGAAUAGAAACCUGUGGAGCCCAGAAACGUCCUCUUUGGUUGUGCAAGAUCUGCAGUGAACAGAGAGAGGUCUGGAAGAGGUCUGGUGCGUGGUUCUACAAAGGGCUGCCCAAGUACAUCACACCUUUGAAGAGCAGCAGCAAACCCAGCGAGCUGCACUCGCAGCCUUGGCAAAGCGAGCCAGCCGUGCCAGAGGCAGAGAGCGUUGGGACUAGCCGAUCCUUCACCUGGGCCAGGGGAAAAGUGGUUUCUAGCGACAGUGAGAGUGACUCGGAGUUCAGUUCCUCCAGCCUGGAUGACAAGCCCUUAUCCCCGGGGUCAAAAGGCUCACAAGGCAGAAAGCACCGAGCAGGACUGGCACCCAUCGGGGAACCCAGCCAGGCCACGAGCAGGGUGCUGGGGAGCACCCACUCCCCUACCCUCUCGGGGAGCCGCAGCAGCCUGGGCAGCGAGCCGGGGGCUGCCCUCAGCGCCACGGAGAGCUGCCAGAGUGACCAGCCGGCGGACGGGCGUGACAGUGAUGCAGGCAGCAGAGUCCCUGGCAAACGGUACGUCCGCACCAGAAGGCGAUGCUGACAGAUGAAGAUGGAGGUGCUCUGCCCGGAUCUAGCACUCGCCCCUUGCCCACUCCUGCAGACCUCAGUCUAGACGACGGCUGCUGCCAAUGGUGACUUUAUGAUGCCGGGUCUUGCACAGGCAUUAGCAGCAACAUGAUGGCACCCAGGAAAGCACCUGCCUGUCCUCCCUGCCUCCCUGACCUGGUUUAUGGUUUGGUCUGGUUUCCCCUUCUGCUGACUGACGUGCAUUUGGGGUGCUGCUCGGAGAGGGGUGCCGUGCUGUGUGGUGCUGCUGUGGGGUCCAGACCUGUGAGUGUUGGAAAGGGCACAUGGAGUGCUCUCUGAAGCUGAAGAAAUGUGUGCUGCCUCUGUUGUUCCUGACUUGUCAAGCCUAGCCUUGGGUUCAGCUCCUGGCCUCUCAGUCCUGGCUUUGCAGUUUUCAGAAGAAAAGGAAAUUCACCCCUAUAUCCUUGAAAUAGGGUGUGAGGAGACUGCAGCCCUUCUACUGCUUCUCAGCCCAGGGGUGUGUUUCUCUCUGUGAAUCCCAAGCGUGAGACCAGGGCUCCGGUUUGCACUUGACUUCCAUGGGCUCAGGGUGUCACCCUUUGUGUUUCUUGUCAUCAUUGUUCUGGUUUGAGUUGGUGUGAGUUUGGUGGGGGCAUCCUGAACCAGAUGGUGAAGUUGUGCUCCCAUUCAUUUCUACUGAGGUCUCUCGUGAUAGGGAAGACACUUCAGUUAGUAAAGAAACGCUCGAAGAGGUGUACUAUGAAUUUUCUGGUCCUCCUGUGCACCGGUUUGUGUGUCCUGUGGUGAGGGUGAUGCUUUUGCAGUGGGGCUGUGGGCAGUGUGUGUGUGCUGCAGCUCCUGGUGGGAGAACACUCACCACCCUGCAGCCCAUCUGGCUGCCUUCGGGUACCCAAAUUGGAUAAAAGCUUUCAGAUUACUUUAACUAGUUGAGUUCUGCAGAUUCUCCUCCCACGUGCACACCUUGUCAUCUCUUGCAUGAGGAGGGGGCCUUUGUUUUACCUUUUUCCUGCAAGUCUUGAACAUCUAGCUUCCUGAUGGUAUCCUCACGAGUCAGGCUGUAGAAAGCUGUGUGCCCUGGUCCUGCUUAUUCUCUGGGAUGGACAAUUUCCCUCCAAGGCCUGACAGAUGAGGAAAAUCAAAUUACCUAGUAUCUCUAGAGCAAUUAGAUCUUUGAAGGCCUGAACAAAACCCACACUAGGCAAGUAGGAGUCAGCGAGUUUUAUUAAAUGCUUUGGAUCUAACCCAUCUUUUGCUGAAGAAACAAACGAUUCCGAAAAGCUCCCUCUGAAGUCAUGGGUUUAAAGGCAAUUUGUGCCUGUUAAUGUCAGCCUUUUGCCUUGGUUAUUACUCUUUUGUUCCGUUCUCCUUUGCUGCUGAGCUUUGUGUGCGUGUAGUAUAUGCUCUUACAAAUGGCUGCAGUAUGAAGAUAAAUGAGGUUGGGUGCUGGAACACUCUUAACAGGAGAUCGGAAAUCAAUCCUUGACUUACUUUCUAAAUGAACAUGGUCCAACAGAGGACCAUUCCCUUACUGCUUUUCCAGCUAACGCUCUAUGGCACAUGGCUGGGAAAAUCCUUCCAGCUCUUCCUCUGUGAUCUGUUUCUGCCCUUUUAAAAAUGAAAACACAACCUUUGGAUGAUGUGGGCUCUUCGAGGCGGCAUAAAGAGAAACCACUGAACGUGGGCUUUACACCAUCAGUGUUGAAGAGAACAAGGGAUGAGGUGGCUCUCUGCUGAGGGAUGCUUUAUGUCAUGGUAUGUGUUUUUUAAACCUGGCCAUUGGCUUGACCAGAUGCAUCUCUGAAAGGGGCAAUACCAGAAUUAUUAGGCAUUUCUGAAAGGGUAAAUUCAAAAAUCAGCUUUUGCUGUGAUUUCGGAGCUGGAGUCAUGCUGUUUCUUCUGAGAGCUAUAGGAUCUUCAAUUUCACAAGUGUUUUGCCCCCAGAAAAGUCCUGUCUUGCCUUGGAGCUUUUAACAAUCCUACCAAGGCUGUCUUGCUCAUGUUGUCAUUCCUGCAGCACCUCAGACAGCCUGGCCUGCCAGCCUAAGUUAAUUCUCUAGAAGAAGAAGGAAAAAGACACGUAAAAAUUGACUCAAUUUUCUUUAAACCUGUUACUUUCUCAUCAAAAACUCUACAAUGAGUUCGAAAGAGUUUUUAAAAUCGAGUAUCAUUUUUAACUCUUCCUGGGUUUCUUGUGCUUCAUUCCCGGGCGGUGCAGGCAGGUCAGGCAUAUUUUCACCCACACUCUCACUUCCCACAGCUGCUUAUCACACUGUGGGCUGCCUGCUCUGCACAGCAACCUGGCAAUCCUUGCUGGCUUACUGUGCCACUCUGAGACAUCAGUUUGAUUUUUAAUUGAGACUGGAUUUUAUAAAAUACCCUCAGAGAUAAGUUUGGGACUGCUCUUCUACCGGUGAGACUGGAAGCCUUUCUUUCUUACCUGUAUAUUUUGCCUCCAUGGAUUAAUUCCACCUGAGUUUGAACCAGAACUGUUCAGUCAUCUAUGGAAACCCUCUUGGGUUGACGGAAGGAUCUAGCCCAGGAGAAUGUGAUGUAGCUACGUUUGAAUGUGAUAGAGGAGCGUCUGCAGCUCUGUGCACAUAUUUUCUAUUAAAGACCACUUUUCCCUUUGUUGUGUCUUUUGUGGUUGUGUUUUUUAGCUUUCCUUGGAAUAUUAUCCUAAAGCUGUACCAGUUGACUUCCUUUUGAGGUGACUCAAGGUGAGCAAGAAGGGCUCAGUGAAUAGUGCUCAGUCUGCUCUGGUUGUUUGUGUUUCUUACGUUAUUUGGUUGUUCUUGUCUUCUUACAACUUUUAUGUAGUUUUUUACUACUGGAAACAAUAAAGCUUUGGCUCAGUAACAACUACUUGCCAUUCUUGAAACAGUAAAAAGUCUUUUUUUUU
This is a messenger RNA of Athene cunicularia (burrowing owl), 3969 nucleotides long. It is a transcript of the gene RPH3AL, whose product is annotated as rabphilin 3A like (without C2 domains). The record is from RefSeq and is a predicted model, not a curated record. Gene Ontology annotation, molecular function: small GTPase binding. The transcript is spliced from 9 exons. Bases 118 to 1062 code for a protein of 314 amino acids. NCBI's taxonomy places the organism in Eukaryota, Metazoa, Chordata, Aves, Strigiformes, Strigidae. Gene Ontology annotation, biological process: intracellular protein transport.